This is a messenger RNA of Apis cerana (Asiatic honeybee), 4188 nucleotides long. Its product is annotated as fuseless. The record is from RefSeq and is a predicted model, not a curated record. NCBI's taxonomy places the organism in Eukaryota, Metazoa, Arthropoda, Insecta, Hymenoptera, Apidae.
UUAAAGUGUUUCGCUUAUCGCUAAUAUUAAACGGAUACGAAGCGUCUGAUCGUCGUGUCACAUAAGUCUCGAUAUCUUUAAUUUUUGAAAAUGUUAAAUUUGAGCGCGAGAAAGGUAAAGAGUUUGAAUGACAUUUCUGAAGUGUUCAAAAGAGGCGAUUAUGCCGAGUCGGAAGUUUCGAAGGUGUCUUUUGAUGAGAACAUUGUUAAGGAACAUUUUAAAAAAUUAUACCAGGCAAAAAAGGAUGUUUUUCUUUCACUGAGAAUCGAUCUACAAUCGAAAGAUAUUGAACAAAGUGAUUCGAAUAUUAGUGAUAUGCAUGAGAAGAACGAAGAAAAGGAGUUGCAAAAAUUGAAAGAAUCGAAAGUAAACGAAGACGAUCGAGUAAAGAGAGUCUCUAAGAUCGAUUUUGUCAAUCGAAAAUUGAAGAAAAAGAAACGAAUUUUAUCAGGGAUCGACGUUUUUCUGUCGCUUAAUUUUAUUACUCCGAUGAUCAUCGGCUUUUGGAAAGGAACAUGGUCGUUGAUGGACAUUUAUAAAGAUAAGUUUCCUGAAUUGUUCAUAUUUUUUAUGGGUCUUCUGGUGCACGUAAAUUUUGCGAUUAUGAAAAAUUUCCUACACACUUAUAUCAUUAAAAUAUGGAAAAAGAAAACCUGGCUGAGCAAGAUCUAUUGCAAGAGCUUGCAAAUUCUGUAUACAUAUAUCUUUGGAAUUGCUUGCAAUAUGCACUGGAAAGGCUCCUGGGCUAUUUUCGACUACUUCUUCUUGGAUCAUAUUUGGAAUAUAUAUAUAUAUGGAAGCACUGUCAUUCGAGAUAGUGGGCGUCUCGUUUCGUGUCAACCAUCAUUAAUUGAACGUGUAAAGUUAAUUGUAGUUGUUAUUACACUCGUAAUGAUAAGCUUGAUGAUUUUACGAUCCUUUCGAAAUAUUCUUGCACCUCCAUUGAUAAUUGUAGUGGACAAACUCAUCUUCGUUUUUUAUUUUCCAACAAGAUAUAAAUUGACAAAUGAAGAAAUUGAAAUGAUCACAUCGAUCAAACGAUCCCUGAAAAAUACUACACAUAAGAGUUUCAAGAAACCCAUUUUUCACAAUCAUCCUUACCAUUUGGAAGACUUGGUUGAAAAGGAAGUGGACUCGGCGAUGCCUUUGAACUUUCUUAGAAGCAUAGUGUGUACAGACACUCGAGAACGAUUUGAAUUGAACUUGACAACGAUCGUGAUUGAAAGGGCUCAAUUGGAAGACCAAAGGACAACGUUUCUCGUGUCGAAUAAUGAGAGGCUCUCGGUGGGAUUGUUCGAAAGCUCGGCCCGAAGGCGUGCACCACCAAAGAGAGCGUACCACCACAGCCUCGAAUCAUGCAUGAUGAGCGGUGCGACUAGGCUCGAUCAGGAUUGGAUGAGAAUGGUCGAGUUACGAGGUGGCACCGGAAUGACGAGCGGACUGAGCGGUCGGUCAUCGAGUCGUCUCCAUUACAUGAUACUCACGAUUUUGGACACGGUAUUCUCAGCCAUUGUGGCCGCACCCGCGGUGGUCGGUUACUGGAGAGGUACCUGGGGUUUGAGCGACGUCUAUGUAUAUCCGGAGGAUCCGGUGCUCAGCAGUUUGACCUCGAUAGUGAUCGGUUUUAUAGGGUUGUACGCGUUCAAUGUCUCCCAGAACGUUCUGAACGAACUUCUACACCCGGACAAACACAGAUUGUCGUACUACGUCGGAUCGAGGUUGUACACGGCCGUUUUCGGGUUUUGCUGCGUAAAUGCGUGGCGUGGCGCGUGGCAGGCCCUCGACCUGUACACGGAACACACGGCGAGCACGGUUUUCGCCACCACCAUUGUUAGUCUUCUCGCAUUGGCGAUCAUGCGUGCCGUGAGGAACAUUUCCGCGCCACCGUUCUCGCUUUGCUUGGAUUCAUGUCCGGGAUACUUCGAAGUGCAGACCAUGUUCCGAGUGAACAACACAAGGGACUGGUCGUUGUACUUACUGGAUUGUGCCUUCAGCGUUGGAGUGGUUGGUACUUUGGUUGUGUUCGUUUGGAGAGGUGUUUGGAUACUAUUCGAUCUCUAUCUUUUUCCUGACGAUCACGAUUAUUCAGCUAUUGGAUCUCUCGCCAUCGGAUAUGUGAUAGUGACAAUGACGUUUUCUCUGCAACCAUUGAUGCGAUACGCGUGCGCUCGUCUUCAAGGCUUGGCCCGUUUAAUAGUGGCGGAUUGUUUCCUGCUGCUCAGCUUCCUGGGCACGGUGAACGUUUGGCGUGGUAUCUGGAACGUGUUGGAUCUGUGGCUUGUACCGGACAAUCCAGAAAUGUCCUGCUGGAUCACUCAUGUCGGGUGCUUCGUUUUCCUCGUACUUCUCAACUGCAGCAACUCGAUCCUCGUUCGCGGCGUUUACAUCGACGCCGAGGAGGAUGAUGGCAAGUGCGUCGUAUUUCCUUGCCAUUAUCUUCGAUUGUUCUUCAAGGUCGAACGCGAGAAGAAGGAAGCGAGACGACAAAACUUGCUGGUGGCCUCGAAGGAUUUCCGCCCACGACCAGACGGAAAUCCCAAAGACACGGAGAACGGGGCACUUUUACCGAAUAGCACCGCCACCACUAUCUUACCGACGAAUCCCGAAUCUCUCGUCUAACAUCGGCUUUCGAGGAAACAAGAUUCCAAGAAUUCGUGAAUUCCCUCUUUAAAUACUCCUCGCCGAUCGAUCUUCAUGCAUCAUCGAAAGACAAGAAAAAAAGAAACACAGAAGAAGAAUUGGUUUCUUAUAUUUUGUGCUUUUGUGGCCAGUGAUCGUACAGUGAAAUUGGAGAUCGUACGUAGAAACUUCAGGGAAACGAAUAUUAUACGCGGACUUCAUAUUGAAGUCGUCAACAAGUUUGUAAAGUAUCAACGAAUAAAUAGACGGUGGAGCGCAGAAAGUAGUUGUAUAGAACGAGAAAUAGAUAGACGCGCAGAUAGAUCGCUUAGGACAACGAUUUUAUUAUAAUAGAUCGAUAAGAAACGAUCGCGAGAUGAAAAUGAACGGAGUCGAGCAAAUUCGACGGGAAUGGCUGUGAAAGAAUGAUGAUUAUGUGUACAUAAGGAAUUGAGUGGAUGUGUGUAUGUGUGUGUACAUGUGAACACAAAUGUGUUUUCGAUCAUUGCAUGCCUCGAGAGUACAUCCCUAAUCGUGGACGAGGGGCACUACGAGAAAGAUAUCCUGUUCGCCCAUCAAAGUGUAUUUGUGUAGGCGGUGAGUUGUACGCGAUAAAAAAUAGAUACGUACACACGUAAUAGAGACACGUGCGUUUACUCGACGAUUCAUUCAGAAUUCAGAAUGAUUCCGCAACACUCUAUUAAGCGUUUUAAUUCGAGCGCUGGCUCAAGAAUCGUACAUCAUCGUGCGUUUCUCGUAUAAUGCUCCGAUAACGUGACAUCGAUGGACAAUUAAACGGAAGUUUAACCACCGAAUGUUUCAACUAAUUUACGAAACGAUUAAUUAUAAGGACUCGUUAUUAUCCGUAACAAGUACGAGAUAAUAACAUCAAGGUGAAAAGUGUUCGUCAGCAUCGAUUCCAUAGGACUUCUAGUCAUCGUUACACCGCUUUCACCAUCGAUAUCUGCCUCGAUUCGAUUAAAUUUAAAUAUUUUUUCCAACAAUUAACGAUUUAUUAUGAAAAUUGUACACUUGCGAUUCUAGCGUUAGAUGAGACCUUGAUGAUGACAAUGGUAAUAGACUGGACACGAUCAUUAUAAAUGGGUUAUAACCUUCUCUCCUGCAUCCUGUACACCCCGCAGAUUUUGCUCUUGUACAUCAAUUACGACGUCAUGGCGUACUAAUAAUUAAUUAACUGGAAUAAUGACGGGACAAUGGGCGGCUGGCACAUCGAUGGGAAGUAGCUAGUUCGAUGAUAAGCGGUUGCCCUCCUGGCCUACAUUUAACAUUUUCACAAUGGACAAUGUGCCGGCCGUAGUGCCGGAAGUUUUCUUUCGUCCCGCAGAAAACCGGAAUCGAUCGCGGUUAAUUGGGGAAUCAACGAAUCGGCACGUUGUUCUCCCUCGAAUGUCUAGUAUCGAUACGCUAAACACACCUUGCCAUUCCAAAAUUGCACAGCCUGUUUAAACGUAACAGCGAUAUUAUAUUUAUACGCGAGUUUUAUCACGAAUUGAAAUAAAAAAAAAAAAAAUUGAAUUGAAAUAAACAUUCAUUGAAAUAAAAAAGAAA